UUGAGAACAGCCCUACAGAGAAGGACUUGGGGGUGCUGGUCGAUGAGAAGCUCGACGUGAGCCGGCAGUGUGUGCUCGCAGCCCAGAAGGCCAACUGUAUCCUGGGCUGCAUCAAAAGAAGUGUGGCGAGCAGGGCGAGGGAGAUGCAGCCCCUUUGGCACUGUAAGCGACCUUUGCUCCCAUGGCUGUGGGGACAGGUCUGUGACUUCUCAGCACUUUCUUCUUCCAAAAAAAUGGGAGCAAAUCAACAGAAACGGGGUGACCCAACCAUAAGGGUGAUCAUGAUGUCCAUGAGGGUUUUUAGGAUACUUCUGCUCUGCUUUCUGGCUGUGUUCUUCAUCUCUGUCCUAGCUGAGGAACAUGUAGGAGAGAGUCAACAAUCAAAUAUUCGCCUCGAUAAGAACUUGGUACAAGAUAAAGACCACAUCAUGGAACAUUUGGAAGGUGUUAUUGAGAAACCAGAAGCUGAGAUGUCUCCACAAGAGUUGCAGCUUCAUUACUUCAAAAUGCAUGAUUACGAUGGCAAUAAUUUGCUAGAUGGGUUAGAACUUGCUACUGCUAUAUCACAUGUCCACAAAGAGGAAGGUGGUGAACAUACCCAGGCAAUGAAGGAAGAAGAGCUGAUUAGUCUAAUAGAUGAUGUCUUAAGAGAUGAUGAUAAGAACAAUGACGGAUACAUUGACUAUGCAGAAUUUGCAAAAUCACUGGAAUAAGAUUUGCAGGGGGCUUGGUUCUCCUUCUAACUACAUGGAAAUGUGAACCAGUAUAAUGUGAUUCAUUACUGUCUCAUAUCAACCUCUGUGCUGUGAGAAGGAGAGUUGUACCAGUUCUAGCUGAAUUUAUUUGAAAGUUGUAGGUGUUGAGAGACUGGCUAACUCAGAGCAAGAGCCGUGUUUGACUAAACAAAGCCACACAAUUGAAUCUUGAAGGAUGGAUGUGUCAACAGUACUCACAUAGGGCUCAGCUGGCAAACUCUCCAGUGGCUGUUUAUGAAUACUAAAUAGAUCGUGUACAAUAUAAAUUUCAGUUUUUCUGUCAUUGGGUUAUAUAGUACUUGUUUGCUUACAUCUUCUACUUAAGCUUAUAAAAUAACUUGAAAGCAAGAGAAGAUUACUGCAUAUAGUUGUACUUCAAGGAUAAAUGUCCUUGCCUUCCCACUAAUUUCAAAGGAAACUUCCAUGUAAGUACAGGUGCUAGAAACAGGUGUUGUAGAGGAAGGUGUUUGUGGUUUUUGUGUGAGGUCCACGUGAUGCCAUAUGGACUUCAAGACAAUCUUUGAAGAAAACUAAUGUUUUAAGAAAUAUAUAUUUCCUAGCAUACCCUUAUAUUUUACAUAGAAAUAUAUACACAUAUUUUUCAGUUUCUUCUCAUCUUUUACAGAUAUACCUUUUUAUAUCUUAAUUUACUGAUUUUUUUUUUCCACUACCUGCCAUGAUGCUUUCUUAAGGAAUAGAAAGUAUUUUUCUUACAUUUAUAUGUUGUAUUAAUGCUGUAUAGCAUUUACUCGAGUAGCUUCUGCUAUCUCGUUUUCGGAGGUCACAUUAACCGCAAACUAAUUAUUUAAUAAUAAAAGCUUCUGUUCAAUUUGGUUUUUAGAGUAUUAAGCAGCAGGAUAAUCUCAGUGAGCAAGUAUUGCUGCCUUCUUAAGGUUUAAGUUCAUAUUCCCUGACACUUAAAUUAUGGUGUUACUUUCAGGAAGUAUUUCAUAACUAUCAGUUUUGAGAUACUCGAUCAUGUGCAAAUUAGCAUGGUUCCAGGAAAAUUUUCAGUGUCUUGACUCAACACUUGGUAAGUCAAGCAGUUUUAAGGAUAUUGGAGAAGUGAUGUAUUGCUGUUUUAUUGAUAUUUCCUGACUCUGAACCAUAACUGAAAUCUUAAAUUGCAUUGAAUUGUUGUCCAUUAAUAGAAAAAUCUGAAUGUUAACAUAUUUCUGUAAAAUGUUAAAGAGCUAUUUUCUGUACAAAAUUGUUCUUAUAGAAGACAAACAUGUUUGUAAAAGAAAUUAUUUCUUCUGUUUAAAUGUUUAUGCAACAAAUCCUGAGUGUCAGA
Messenger RNA from Cuculus canorus (common cuckoo), 2049 nucleotides. RefSeq names its product multiple coagulation factor deficiency 2, ER cargo receptor complex subunit (gene MCFD2). The record is from RefSeq and is a predicted model, not a curated record. The transcript is spliced from 5 exons. Gene Ontology annotation, molecular function: calcium ion binding. NCBI's taxonomy places the organism in Eukaryota, Metazoa, Chordata, Aves, Cuculiformes, Cuculidae. The coding region runs from base 144 to 713 and encodes 189 amino acids.